AUGUCUCAGAUUCAAAAAAUUGAAGCAAGGAUGAAGAAAGUUCGAAACAGGUCGAUCCUAAAGUUGGAAAAUGUUUACGAUACAUUUUUCAGAAAAGCAGUGUAUAGCGCACUUUUGCAAAAUGUUCCAGUUAGGCAAAAGUGCGCUAAAAUAUUGCAAAAUAUGCCAACUGUCCAUGGAUUGCCAUUGACCAAUGUUUCGCAUCCUUCCAAUAUAGCACGAAUGGCUUGUGAGCUUGGUGUUCUUGUUGAGUUACAGCACAAUGCAUUAAACCACGAGUUGCAAAGAGAACAACAAUACGACAUUAUAGCAUUGACCGAAACAGUUCAUACAAAUGUUCCACAAUUAAAUCAACAACAAAAAAUUGCGUACAACACUUUGAUAGAAGCCGUGAACAGUGGAUCUGGUGGAAUUUAUAUCUUUGAUGCUCCCGGAGGAAUCGGAAAAACGUUCUUAAUUUCAUUGCUUUUGGCGAGGAUCAGAUGGCGAAAUGAUGUUGCUCUAGCGUUGGCUUCAUCUGGAAUAGCUGCGACACUGCUAGAAGGCGGGCGAACUGCACAUUCUGCCUUGUAA
Molecule: messenger RNA, 573 nt
Organism: Helobdella robusta
Lineage: Eukaryota; Metazoa; Annelida; Clitellata; Rhynchobdellida; Glossiphoniidae
Exons: 3
Coding region: 1-573 (190 amino acids)
Biological process (GO): DNA repair; telomere maintenance
Molecular function (GO): DNA helicase activity
Source: RefSeq, a predicted model, not a curated record